This is a messenger RNA of Baudoinia panamericana UAMH 10762, 2155 nucleotides long. RefSeq lists its product as uncharacterized. Lineage: Eukaryota; Fungi; Ascomycota; Dothideomycetes; Mycosphaerellales; Teratosphaeriaceae. The transcript is spliced from 2 exons. Gene Ontology annotation, cellular component: nucleus. The record is from RefSeq and is a predicted model, not a curated record. Gene Ontology annotation, biological process: protein ubiquitination; ubiquitin-dependent protein catabolic process. The coding region runs from base 16 to 1968 and encodes 650 amino acids. Gene Ontology annotation, molecular function: ubiquitin protein ligase activity; zinc ion binding.
CAAGACGACACGGCAAUGGAUGGCGCAUUGCCGAUUGACGACGGCAUGCGUGCGGUACGGGAACAGCUGCAAGCAAUCCGUACGCUUGCGGUCUCUACGGAGGAAAAGGCGAGGCGCAUGCACGCCCUAAUGACGAGGGCAUACAUCGCGCACAAGGCCAACAUUGACGUGUCGUCUCCCAGUGACUUGCAAAAUCCAAGACUAAUGCUCCCUGCGGACCUUCAGAAUCCGUACAAUCUAAGACCUGGUGACCUCGAACCGACGUUCAGUCCGAUACCUGUUGCCCUGCCGGUAGUGCAUAGUGAUCGUACCGAAAGCUCGGAGAACGAAAAUGCAGCCGUCCUCGGAUGUGCUCACUACAAGCGGAACGUCAAGGUGCAAUGUUACGAUUGCCAGCGAUGGUUCACCUGUCGACACUGCCAUGAUCAAGCACCGGAUCUACCGUACGAGCACAAGCUUAACCGCAAGAAGACACAGAACAUGUUGUGCAUGCUCUGUUGCACGCCGCAGCCUGCCGCAGAAGUGUGCAUGCAUUGUGGCGAAUAUGCCGCAUGGUAUUACUGCUCGAAGUGCAAGCUUUGGGACAACGACAGCAACAAGCGGAUCUAUCAUUGUGAUGAUUGUGGAAUCUGCCGGGUGGGCGAAGGCUUAGGGAAGGAUUACGUGCAUUGUCGACGAUGUAAUGUCUGCAUCACUAUUUCCACGUCCGCCUCUCAUCCCUGCAUCGAGCGGGCGACCGAGGGAGACUGCCCUCUUUGCUUGGUACGGCUUUUCGAGUCGACCACAUCGGUUGUCAGCCUACCGUGUGGCCACUACAUGCACGGCGACUGCUACAAGGACUUAAUGGCUGUGACGUACAAAUGUCCAGUAUGCAGCAAAAGUGCAGUGAACAUGGAGCUGCAGUGGCGCAAGCUGGACGAUGAGAUUAGGGCACAGCCGAUGCCAGAGGACGAUGAUGACCUCGAGGGCCUUUUGCCGCAGAUCCAAGCCAACCCAGAUGCAGACGGUGUGUUAGAGGUGGCACCCGAGGCACGUCCACGACGGCCACGGACCGUGUACAUUGGCUGUAACGACUGUGGACGCCGCAGUUGGUCACCUUUCCACUGGCUUGGGCUGAAGUGUCAGGUCUGCGACAGUUAUAACACCAACCAAAUGGCUCCCACCGCGGUCCCGGAGACAGAUGCCGAACGGCUGAUACGGCAGCAACAACAGCAUCAUCUGCCAACAUCGCCGUCUCAGCUAGCCGUCAACGGCGGAAGUCGCGCACGCUCCGCCCAGUCUCCGCCCGGAAGGCGCUAUUUUGUCCAGGAAGAGGAGAGACGCCCAAGCUUCACAGCUCCUCGCUUCUCCACUCCUACACUGCCCACCCUGCCGAACAUGCCGACUAUGCCAACCCUCCCAACAUUAGCGAAUCUGCCCAACCUACCAGAGAUGCCGCGGUUACCACGAAUGCCGCGGGUUCCUAACCUACCGGACUGGCCCAACUUACCGAAUAUGCCUAACAUGCCAAAUCUGGAGCUGCCACGCUUUUCUCCUUACGAGAUGUUCGAUGCAGUGAGUCGCAGCUUGUCACCCAUGCGAUACUACCUCGCCGGCCUCGAUGUUGGCGAAGGCAGCUUCAGGCGGCGAAGCUCCGCUACUGCCGACCGCAACCGGUCGCCGACUAGUAUACACAGCGACCCCACGGGCACCGUGACCGUGGGCAAAACGAAACGGAAGCUAAGAAACCCGCAGGAUGCGGUUGCGGUCGAUGAUGAUGCCGUGGAGUUUUGGGGCUCGGAUGGGCAACUUUUAUCUAGUGGGGAAGAAGGGACGGAUGACAGUAUUCACGCUGUUAGGCGACGUGAUGAAUCGAGUAGUGAGAGUGAGAGUGACGAUGAGAUGAGGGACGCGGAGAUGCUUGAUGAUGACGACGAGGAUGGGGAGGGUGAGGAUGGCGAGGAGAUGGAACUCUUUGGACAUAGGUGAUUGUACACGAGCGAGCAACUAGGCUUCAAUGCAAGAACCGUCUUGGUAUUGGCUUCCGCCAACACCAAGACGGAGGUUGAACCGCAACGAUUGCGCUAAAAUUCAGUCACAUUGUAGCUUUACUGGGGACCGAAGACCCCUUGUACGCCAAUGACAGAUGUGGGUUGACCGUGGGUAUCGUGGUUGU